AUGACUACCCGCAAGAGAAAGCAAGAGGCCGAGGAGGAGCUCCAGGCUCUUCCUAGCGACGUGAGCGAAGAGGAGGAAGAAUAUGAAGACUCCGAGCCUGACGUAGAGGAAGGAAGCGACGAGGGCGAACAGGAAGAGGUGGAGGGAGAGUCUGAGUCUGACGAAGACGAGGAAGGAGAAGAAGCAGAAGCAAAACCCGAAGCCAAAGGCAAAGACGAAGACGAAGGCGCCCCGGCAGCCAAGAAGCAGAAGACUGCACCCGUUGUUGUCGAUGACGACGAGGCUGAGAACGGCGCAAAGGGCGAAGAAGACGAGAAGCCCGAUGAGGGAGAAGACGUGGAAGAGAGUGCCGCUGAUACCGCUGCCCAGAGUGAACCUGCCGCCGAUGCCGCUGAGGACAAGGGGGAUGUUGUUCCCAAGGAGUCGGAUCUACCGGAGGUCGAGGCGGCGGAGGAGGAGGAGGAGGAGGGGGAGGAAGAGAAGUGA
This is a messenger RNA of Penicillium crustosum, 486 nucleotides long. RefSeq lists its product as uncharacterized. NCBI's taxonomy places the organism in Eukaryota, Fungi, Ascomycota, Eurotiomycetes, Eurotiales, Aspergillaceae. Bases 1 to 486 code for a protein of 161 amino acids. The record is from RefSeq and is a predicted model, not a curated record. The transcript is spliced from 3 exons.